This is a messenger RNA of Scutellospora calospora, 1090 nucleotides long. The record is from the annotation of a GenBank genome assembly. NCBI's taxonomy places the organism in Eukaryota, Fungi, Glomeromycota, Glomeromycetes, Diversisporales, Gigasporaceae.
AUGCACAAAUCACCUCUUGAUAAUCCAUCUCUGAAUACUCCCUCAACAGGCUCAGCCUCAGGUCAAGAACGUCAAAGGAGGUUACUCAUUAGCGGUUCCCAACCGACAGCCCAUCAACCUGUGGGAAUGCAACAAACGAAUGUACCGAUUCAAGCAAUACGUCCAAAUAUACAACAAGGACCUAACACCCAGCAAAGUCCUUUACAACAGGGAAGUCUUAACUUCCCUCAAAGCCCAGACCAAAUGUCGCCGUUAAUAUCAGGUCAUGGAUUGGUUUAUAAUACACAUGUGCCUAAUCCCAAUAUUCCAACUAGAAUAACACCAAUGUCACGUCAUUCUCCUAGUCCACACAUGAAGCAUACUCCUCAACAACCUCAAGCGAUUAUGCCAAAUUCGGGAAAUAUGACAAUGCAAAGUGUGUCUAGUCAUCAAAUCGGUUUAACAUCAUCUCCCAGAGGUCCUCAAAGUGGACAACCAGGAGGAGUAAUGCAACAAGCAGUUACCACACCUCAAGUAGUUCCUAUAAUGAACCCAUCACAAAUAUAUGCUCUCGAUUCAACGGUAACUUACAGAACUUUAGUUAACACGUCCCCCACUUUAGUCGCUAGACCUCCUAUAGGAAUGAAUAUUAAUACACAACAACAAAAUUUUGAAAGUGAUACGAAUGCACCGUCUAUUCAACAUAAUUUUAAUACAUCGCUACUUCAUAAUUCUCAACCAAAUACAUUGAUGUUACCAUCAGCGCGUAUGACAACUUCCACCGUACAAACCGAUUUGUCAUCUAAUUCAAAUCGACAGGCUCGUCCUUUACAAAUGACCUUACCAAUUUCCAUGCAAGAUACUGGUCCACAAUCAAGACAACCUGUGUUAUCAACUACUAUGCCCUCGGGAUCAACCCCACAAACAAUAUCCUCAACUAUCCCUCAUUUAUCAAUGCAACGUGAACGAUCACACCAAGGUGCUCCUUCUAAACCAAUGUCGCACGCACUUAUACUUCCGGCUGAGCCUCAUCGCAAUAUAAACGAAACUAAUUCUACACAUGUACAAACUUCUCUUAGUCAAUCAUCAUCACAUCUAUCAAAUCGCAAUA